GUACGCAUGCACAAGACGAUCAGCUGGUCUCAGUGCCAUCUGUAUCGCAAUUAGAACAGUUCAACAGUGUUGUGACCCGGGGAGGAACCAUGAAUUUGAUCUACCUGGCUUUGCUCUGUGCAGUGGUGCAUUGUGGGAGUUGUGCUCAAGUAUUUGUCAAGUUCCUGACCCCUCCACAUGGAUACACGCAUAAUCUGCAUAUAAAUACUAGAGGUGUAGCAGUGUCUAAGGAGGAGAGGAUCUAUCCUAGCCAGAGUCAAAGAUAUCAGCAGACUGGGAGAACUUACAGCAGACCUACCUCUCCGACGAACAGCUACUACUAUCCUCGGCCUCGCAAACCAUUCGAGGAGUAUGGACCCCCACCAGUAUACCAGAGAGAGCAGCUGAUUCCCCCACAGCAAAACCAAGGGCGAUUUUUCCCUGCGGUGGGGCCAGGUCUACCACGGAUACCUCCGCCCGAACCUUACCUCCCCACUGGCGAGUACAUGAAUCCUGCACUGAUGGGUCUAUCCCAGCACACUACUGAGGUGACAUAUGAUCCUCUCCUGAUCACUGGCCCUGAAGCUGCCCAAUACGUGAGUUACCUAUUCAGCAAAGGGGAGUUGUUCUUUAAUCUGAUUCCACAUGAACGACUUGUUCUUAUGAACCAACAAGACAGAGUCAAGAACAAUCUACUUCCACAUCUCCUAGCAAGUAUAAGGCCGGGGCAUCCGUUUUUCUACCAUAGAUAGCUUUUAACCCUGAAUCUUUCAUUGUAGAAAUACCAAUGCAUUAAGGUCAAAUUGAAAAGUAUUUAAAUUUUGCAUUCGUAUAAACUUAUUUAAUUAUUUUUAUUUGAGUUAUUGUGAAAAAUGUGAUAUUUUUAACCUAGAGACACAACAAAAGUAAAGUAUGUAUGAAAAGGUUAAACAAUGUAAUUUUAACAAAGAAAUUGGUUACAUAUUUAUAUUAUAUGUAUAUUAAUCAAUUCUAGUGCCAUACUAAAUGAAUUGAACACAAAUCAAAAGACGAAAAAGAAACUAAUUAGGUCCGUUAUUGUGACCAUUAUAAAGUUACCUAAAUCUUACCUUAUAGUUACCUGAUAAUAAAGUUAAGAAGCUAUACAAAUAAUCUACUAGUAAGAAAUAUAAUUUUAGGGGAAUCACUAUUUCUAAUCACUUAUUCCUUGAUGACAAAUUUAUACUAUUAAAAAAUACUAUAAGUGGUUUAAAAUAUCUGUAUUAUAUCCUUAAUCAAAUUGGUUUCUGUGGCAACUAGUUUCGGCUCACAACGGCGCCAUCAUCUGGUGUUACGAGAACAGGAUUGCUUCUUCUUCAGGUCAUCUUAUUUCACAUAUAUUUAAAAACAACGAAAACACAACACGCAUGACUAGAGUUUUUUAACGACGUCAGGCAGUAGUUUACGUGUAGACUGUACGAAACUAGUUGCAACAGCAACUAAUUGGAUUACUGGUACAGGUAUUUUAAACUACUUAUCCUAUAUCAUGUUAAUCCGGAGGAUACCCAUCUUGAAAAAUUACAUUAAAAAAUGCUUCAAAAAUAAACAAUUGUUUUCCAACAUUAUACAUUAAGGCAGUAAAAUUGUACAGUAUGUAAAUAAAUACUCUGUGAGAUA
Molecule: messenger RNA, 1614 nt
Organism: Macrosteles quadrilineatus (aster leafhopper)
Lineage: Eukaryota; Metazoa; Arthropoda; Insecta; Hemiptera; Cicadellidae
Exons: 5
Coding region: 90-731 (213 amino acids)
Source: RefSeq, a predicted model, not a curated record